Messenger RNA from Trichoplusia ni (cabbage looper), 3622 nucleotides. RefSeq names its product potassium channel subfamily K member 1-like. Gene Ontology annotation, cellular component: membrane. The record is from RefSeq and is a predicted model, not a curated record. Gene Ontology annotation, molecular function: potassium ion leak channel activity. The transcript is spliced from 5 exons. Bases 585 to 1802 code for a protein of 405 amino acids. Lineage: Eukaryota; Metazoa; Arthropoda; Insecta; Lepidoptera; Noctuidae. Gene Ontology annotation, biological process: potassium ion transmembrane transport; stabilization of membrane potential.
UUGGAUACGUCAGUUAUCGGGUGACCUACAGUUACGAAAUAAGACUUGUGAAAGCCGCGCGUGGUCCGAGAUUAUCGCCGGCCGCGGCGUAUCUCCUCGACAAACAAGUUACAACGACACCCAACGACCGCAACUACUUUAAUUUAUCGUGCAUCGUCUCCUGCGCUCAGUCAAGCAUCGAUCUCAGACGCGGACGGCCCACUCCAACCAUAAUAAAAUAAACUCGCGGCUUCCGCCAUAUUAACACAACCGAAGUUCUUCUAAAAUGCAUCAAAAUGGUGAUAUAUAAACUGGAAAAAUGUCGCCGGGAUACUAAAGUGACGGAAAUAUUCGCGCUUUUCUUUGAACCUAAUCAUCCCAAGAGAUUUUUCAAGUACAGUUGACCAAGAUCCCAAGCGUUCCGGGAUUUUGGUUUGUGUUCUGGAACUGUGGACUACCGACAAGCCGUUUAGAGUAAAGCCUGUGCCUCUGUGUUCUCAAUUUGAAAGUGUUUGAAAAUGACUAUGGAUUUUUGAUUUCAAAAAUUAUAUUUUUUAAUAUUGUUUACUUAAAAUUUGGCGCGAUUGAUUUGUUUGAUAUUUGCGAUGGAUAAAGUAGGGAAGUACAAGCGUAACCACUCGUACGGGAGUAUGAGUUCGAGGAGUGAUGACGACAUGACGGUGCACAGUCAACUGUUCCCCUACCCGAAGAAGAUGGUGGUCGAGAGAGAGAUACUGUAUGAGGAGGAGCAUCCCCCGUUCCAGCCGCUGUUCGCGACGAGCAGGCUGUUCGGGAAGGCGAGGUUCACGUUCCUGCUGCUGUUCUACGUGAUAUUCUACUUCGUGUACUUGGCAACGGGAGCUCUUGUCUUCUCGGCUUUGGAGGCGCCAUUCGAAAACCAAAUACGACUCGACCUGAUCCGGGCGAAGCAAGACUUUUUAACGCGACAUCCCGAUAUACUAGAUGAUGAUCUGGAAGCGUUGUUGGAUGAGGUGGUCCGCGCGAACAACCGCGGUGUUUCGGCGUCUCGUAACGUGACAGGAGGCCCCAACUGGAGCUUCGGACAGUCUCUGUUCUUCUCUUCCACUGUUGUCACUACCAUUGGUUACGGCCACGUGACUCCGCUCUCGAAGCCCGGGAAGCUGUUCUGCAUGAUGUACGCGCUGCUCGGGAUCCCGCUGACGCUGGUGCUGCUGUCAGCUCUGGUGGAGCGUCUGCUACUCCCGGCGACUGCGUUACUGCGGUCCUUGAAUUCUGCUCUAGGACAUCUGUAUCGCCCCUUCACUAUUCGUUUGGUGCAUUUGAUGAUAAUAGUGACGACUCUCGUGGUGUUCUUCCUGGUGGUCCCGGCCAGCGUGUUCGCCUACCUGGAGCCGGAGUGGGACUUCCUAGACUCGUUCUACUACUGCUUCAUUUCGCUCACCACCAUCGGCCUCGGCGACUACAUCCCUGGCGACUCCCCCGGACAACUCUACCGCCCGGUCUACAAAGUGGCUACCACCUUCUACCUGCUCUUCGGCCUGACAUUCCUGAUGCUGACCCUGACAGUGUUCUACGACAUUCCGCAACUGAACUUGAGCACCGUGUUCUCAUCGAUCAAGCUGGACGAGGAUCCGGAGAAGAUGCGCCUGAGCGGGUCCGGCGUGAUGGGCCCCGGGUACGGGCUGGGCGGCGUGGGCGGGGUGGGCGGGCUGGUGAUGCGCGACGACUACAGCGCGCACUCGCAGCGCCGCUCCGUGGUGCACAUCCGGCCGCACCAGGCCGACUCGCCCAGCCCCGACGACACCACGCCCGUGCACGCGCGCGACAUGCGUCUGCACUAGGCAGCGGCGCCGCUGCCAGCUGCCGCUGUCGGAUGCAGCAAUGUGGAACGAACUUUAGGGAUACUUUCCUUGGAUAAAAUCGUUGGCUUACAAUAUUAAAAAAAUAAAACUUUUUUUUGUAUGGCACUAUUUUUGGAAUCUCAAUGGAAUUGACUUGUAUUUUUUUUUCUUGGUUCGUGACUAUAGUUAUUUUCGGAAAGGGAUAUCUGUUAUAAAAUUUCAAUCUAAUUUCGUUCUACAUUGCGACAAAAUCCGAAAAAUAGCAACCGUGUUACUAUUGGAAAUGACGUUUGCUCAUGUCAAAAACCUGAAUAAAAAUGAAAAAAGUCUUCAUGAUUAUGAACAGGCGCAGUUAGUCUUAAAAAAUUUACUUAGUGUUUUAGUUUAUAAGUUACCUUAUACUUAGUCGAUGUCACAGAUUUCCUUGUUUGUAAGCUCAGAGUAAAUCUAUGCUCCUAAUCCUUUGGUCGACUACCGUCCUAAAGUUUGCGAAAUCUUUUUUUUACUUUGAACCUUCAUCACGAUGUUUUAUAUAUCUGCGGAUAAAUAGCUAUGAUAAUAAGACUGAAGAGGUUUUUCAAGUUUUUCUAAUUCAUUUUUUAGAGUUUUGUACCUGCAAAGCUAAACCUACCAAGCGAACUACUUAUAUCAAAAUGAAACUUACGAAAACAAUGUAGUAUCUAAACAGACUGACUAACAACUUGUCCUUCUAUAUGUAUACGUUUUACAUUCCUAAAUUAUAAGAACUUUUCUAAAGUUUCACAUUUUUCAAUGGUUCAAUAUCAUGAGCAUAUCAAAUAAAGUGUAACAUUUUAAAAGGAACGGAUAUCCUGGCGAUUUACGAAUUGAUAUUCAAAAGUAACGGAAAGUAAAGAAAACUGUUCUAAAAAAAGAAUAGGAAUUAUCUAUCUUCUCAAACUUCUUACUAUGCAUAUUAAUGCUACAUAUUAUAUCCAAUACACGUUGCAUAGAUAUACAAUUUUGACGUAUCAAUUAUGUGUGAUAGUCUGAUAGAUGACCAAGUAGAUUCAUUGGAUAUAUGAUUGUAUAACAAAUUAAAUAUUUAAAUAUAUCGGUAGAUAUAAAAAAACCUAUAACUUUUAACAUAAAAUGUUUUCAAUAUAUAAAAAAAUAUACUAGGAUGGUAGUGCAUUAAAUGUGCAAAAUAUAUGUAAAAUGUUAUAAAUGUGUACAUAGUUUAGCGACUACUUGUUGCAAAUAGAUAUAUUUAAAUGGCUGUUGGUAGUCCACACUUUAUUUCACUUAAUUUUCUUGAAAUAGUAACCGUGUGGCUGUGACUUUAUGAAAAUUCACUUAUUUGGCCAUCUUAUUAAAUAUUUUGAAUCGAAAUGUAAUCAAUGACAAUAUAAUAUAAACUAACUUACGAGAAUAUAAAAAUUAUUCCGAAAUUAUUUUGCUACGCUGAAAAAUUAAUCUACCUUUGUUUUCUAAAAAAAAAGAAAAUAUCAAAUCUGUUUAUUAGAAUAAACCUAAAUUAUAUAUUCUAUAUUAUAUUGAAUAUAAUUAUUUACAGGGAGCAUUGAAUAGAGAGUCAAGCACUGCAUCACAUAAAUAUAUUUACUAUGUACUAUCAAGCAUAUUGUAUUGAAUGUUAGAAUUAAUUAAACCUAUUUCUAAGUAUAAAACUAAGCAUGUAAACCUUCUAUGUCCGUACAACUCGGCAACUACCUACAUAUUUUUAUCUGUUCUUAUAAAAAUAGUGUAGUGCAUAGAUUUAGAACUAGAACACAUAAAAAUGCCUUCAAUGGAUAACCGCAUAGAAAAACUGUAUCAAAAGUAAUUGGUUAAUAAAUCAGCUU